AUGGCUGCUGGAAGGGCUACUAAAGCGUUUUUCAACUUCAUUUUCGACACGGUACACUGUGCCGGCAUCAGCGGCAAGGAUAAUGGAUUUGGUAACAAUUACGUUUGGGCUGGAUCUUUAGAAUCAGGUCUCCAGAUAGCCACACACCACAGGAAACCAGUGAUGGUGAUCAUUCACAAAUCGUGGUGUACAGCCUGUAGAAAUUUAAAGCCUAAGUUUGCCAAUUCCCCUGAAAUACAAACGCUAAGCAAACACUUCGUUAUGGUCAAUUUGCUUGAUGAAGACGAACCUAAAAACAAUGUUUAUGCUCCAGAUGGAACAUACAUACCGAGAAUUUUGUUCAUAUCACCGAAAGGUAUGGUGGACCCUGAGAUUGUAAACGAGGAAGGCAGUAGCCAACACAAAUACUUCUACAGCAAACCUGAACAAAUUGCCAAAUCAAUGAGAAAAGUGCUUGACAAAUACAACGAAGAAAAAUUUGAUGUAUGA
Spodoptera exigua (beet armyworm) is the source of this 489-nucleotide messenger RNA. The record is from the annotation of a GenBank genome assembly. NCBI's taxonomy places the organism in Eukaryota, Metazoa, Arthropoda, Insecta, Lepidoptera, Noctuidae.